Plectropomus leopardus (leopard coralgrouper) is the source of this 672-nucleotide messenger RNA. The record is from RefSeq and is a predicted model, not a curated record. Lineage: Eukaryota; Metazoa; Chordata; Actinopteri; Perciformes; Serranidae.
ACGUGCGGCAGCGGUUGGGGAAAAGACGCUACUCUCCGGACAGACGGCGCUCCCCCUCCCCCGUGUCCCCCCGAGACACGCCCCCGGUCAGAGAGCCAAUCAGAGACGUGCAUCGCAGACUGGGCGGGGCCGGCCAGGACAGCAGAGGCGUGUACUCCAACUCAUCCAAAGACAGGAAGACAAGCGGGCUGUGGAGCAGACUCGGCUCGGCUGAAGACGACGGCAGCGGCGGACGUCACGAGCGCCACUCCAGCGGCCGCUCGGCGGGCCUCUUCUCCUCGGGGAGGAAGGACGACGGCGGCAGGAGACGGGGCGGCGUGGAGGACGAGGAGGACGAGGAGGCGGAGGAGGAGGACGACUCGACGCUGCAGAAGAUGUGGGGCGCCAUGAUCAAACAGAAGCAGGAGCGUCUGUCCCACAAGACCAAGAAGAGCCGGCUGGACAACCUGCCGUCGCUGCAGAUCGAGAUCAGCCGCGACAGCAGCGACGAGUCCGACGCCUGAGACUGGCGGGGGGGGGGGGCACGAGGACAGGAAGCUGAUCUGAGGCCAGCGCGGCGGCGCUCUGUCUCCCAACGCGCCGACAGGAAGUGAUGCAGUGACUGUUAGCGUUUGUUGUUGUCACUUUUAGCCGAUCUGCUGACCGUGUUUUUCAUUUUCUUAUUCGUUAUUU